ACUUGGAAGUCACUACCAGCUACGGAUAUCCAGUUCAUCAUGCGCUUCGCUCUACUUGCCGUUCUCCUCAUAGGAGUGAUCUUUGCCUUUGUCUCCGCCGGCGGAGGCGGUGGUGGCGGAGGUGGCGGAGGUGGCCAAGGAAGUUGGCAGAAGAAUGGCGGAGGAGGAGGUGGUGGUGCCCAAGGAGGCUGGCAAAAGGGUGGCGGUGGAGGAGGAGGUGGCAAGCAUGGCGGUGGAAACGGCGGUGGUGGCAAGCACGGCGGCGGCGGUGGUGGCGGUGGAGGUGGUGGAAAGCAUGGAGGCGGCGGCUGGUAAAUACCAAAGAUCCCCAAGCGAACCACAGAGAAUAAUCCUGCAACCACCCGAUACAAAGUGAUUUUUUUGGCAACGUUGUCCUACUAAAAACAAAACCUGUAUCGCCUCUUUUCUAUACUCAAUUGAUUUAACAAUGUGUUUUCAUUACUUCCUUGUUUAAUUUAAAAAUAAACCUAUUUUCCUGCAAUACAAAAA
Molecule: messenger RNA, 510 nt
Organism: Drosophila sechellia
Lineage: Eukaryota; Metazoa; Arthropoda; Insecta; Diptera; Drosophilidae
Product: protein FAM98B
Exons: 1
Coding region: 40-315 (91 amino acids)
Source: RefSeq, a predicted model, not a curated record